UCAGUAACUUGCUAAGUACACAGAUAAAUAUGAACCUUGGAGAAUUUACAUUGCUCCAAUGUAAACAGAUAGCCAAGGGUCCCUUUAUCAGCACUGGCUCAGGACAGUCGUGGGGGGUCUGAAGUGGCUCCAUUUUGUAUUUUGGGUUUUUUUGGGGGGUGUAGAGGCGGGAGGCUGCGCUGUGCCCACUCUCCUGACAGUCAGGCGCGUCACCUCGGGAACAUGGUGUAGGGAAGCUGGAAGCAGGAUAACCCGAAAUUCAAAUCCAAGGGACACCAGCCUGAAGACCAUGGUCUCAAAGCUGAGUCAUCUUCAAGUGGAGCUGCUGGGAGCGCUGCUGGAGUCGGGACUAACCAAGGAGACCCUCAUCAAGGCGCUGAGCGAAGUGGAACCCUAUGCGCUCCAGAGUGAAAGUCAGCGCGCUAUCAAUGCUCUCCAGACAGAGAAAGGGGAACCCUGUCCCGACAUCCCCAACGGAAUGGGGGAGUCCAGGUUAUCGGAAGAUGAAACCUCUGAUGACGGGGAGGAAUUUACCCCUCCAAUAAUGAAGGAGCUGGAAAACUUGAGCCCUGAGGAGGCUGCUCACCAGAAGGCUGUGGUGCAAAGACUAUUACAAGAAGAUCCCUGGCGAGUAGCAAAGAUGGUGAAAUCCUACCUCCAGCAGCACAACAUCCCUCAGCGUGAGGUGGUGGACACUACUGGUCUGAACCAGUCUCACCUCUCACAACACCUCAACAAGGGCACUCCCAUGAAGACCCAAAAAAGGGAAGCCCUCUACACCUGGUAUGUCCGCAAGCAGCGAGAGGUGGCCCAGCAAUUCACACACGCUGGGCAGGGUAUCCUGACAGAGGAGCCCAUGGGAGAUGACCUGCCCACCAAGAAGGGAAGAAGAAAUCGCUUUAAAUGGGGUCCUGCUUCACAACAGAUCCUGUUCCAAGCCUACGAGAGGCAGAAAAACCCCAGCAAAGAAGAGAGAGAGGCACUGGUGGAAGAAUGCAACAGAGCAGAGUGUAUUCAGAGAGGUGUUUCCCCUUCUCAGGCCCAGGGACUGGGCUCAAACCUGGUGACAGAGGUCAGAGUUUACAACUGGUUUGCCAACCGCAGGAAGGAGGAGGCUUUCCGGCACAAGCUGGCCAUGGACACCUUCAGUGGACCACAGCCCACCUCUGCUCCCCCUCUAACUCCUCACAACUCUUCUUCCCUCCAGCCACCAUCAGCUCUCUCACCCAGCAAGGUUCACGGAGUGAGGUACAACCAGCAGCCAGCCAGUGAAGCAGAGUCCUCCAGCAGCAACCACCAUGCCAACAGCUCCAUGGUGACCACCCAAACCAUCCUUCAUCAGGUUUCUCCCCCUGGACUGGAGCCCAGCCAGAACCUACUGAGCACAGACACUAAGCUGGUCUCAGCUCCCGGAGGAACUCUCCCUCCUGUCAGCACCCUGACUGCCCUGCACAGCCUAGAGCAAAAUCCACAUCCUCUGAGCCAGCAAACUCAGAACCUGAUCAUGGCAUCGCUGCCAGGUGUUAUGGCAAUUGGAGCUGGCGAGACCUCAUCCCUAGCACCAGCGUUCACCAACACAGGUGCCUCAACCCUGGUGAUAGGCCUGGCCUCAACCCAGCCCCAGAGUGUACCUGUAAUAAACAGCAUGGGGAGCAGCCUCACUACCCUGCAGCCUGUCCAGUUCUCCCAGCAGCUGCACCCAUCCUACCAGCAGCCCCUCAUGCAGCAAGUCCAGAGCCACAUCAACCAGAGCCCCUUCAUGGCUACCAUGGCCCAGAUACAGAACCCCCACGCUCUCUAUGGCCCCAAGUCUGAAGUGGCCCAGUACACACAUACAGGCCUCUUGCCACAAACCAUGGUGAUAACAGAUACAGCCAAUCUCAGCGCCCUGACUAACCUGACACCAACCAAACAGGCAUUCACACCCGAGUCGGAGACCCACACAGAGUCUGGGAUGCACACACCAGUGUCACAGGCUCCAACAAUACAUUUACAGAACCAAGACACAACCAUCCAGCACCUUCAGCCAGGCCCUCGCCUCACCUCAAGCCCUGCUGUGUCCUCCAGCAGCCUGGUGCUGUACCAAAGCUCUGACUCCACCAACAGCCACAGUCAGUUGCUGCCAUCCACUCACAAUGUCAUCGAGACCUUCAUCUCCACGCAGAUGGCAUCCUCCACUCAGUAAUCAUGACAGCUAGCUCAAGGGUGACUGCCAUGACCAGCCUGUCAGGUCCAGCUCCAACUGUGUUUGCCAUCACUGUCAUCACUGCCUUCCACGGGAAGGAAAGACUGCUGCACUCAGCCGACCUCCAGCCUGUACUGCCUCAUACAAAUCACUUACUCAGCUGCCUCCAUAAGAGAAGAUGUCUCAGGCUCAAGACAGAAGCCAUGGAAAGAUGAUGCUGGCACUAAAAUCCAGUGCCUCCCAAAAAAACAAGCAAACCCAAACCCCAACAGCCAACCUAAAAUGACCAGACAUCCUGCCCCAGAAGAUUCAAGACAGGGAUCUGAAUGCAAUAUGGCAAAAAUGCCAAAGCACAGAUGGGACUUUCAUUGUCCCCAGCCUCCAUCAAGCUGGAUCUGUACAAACCUGCCAAGACCACCCUAAGCCAUGCAGGAAAGAGCAAAGCUGAGCUGCCAAAGAAGGGAUGCUCUAAGGAAGCACCAAUGGGAACUAUGAGAAACAACAGUAUCUUGGAGGCAAGAGUGAGAGAACCUGGUUCCUGACACUGCAAUGAAAAUCAUCAUGAAACAAGUUCAGGAAUGGCUUGGCACAAACCUGUCAGUAUUGGAUCACUGAGUACAAGCUAUGAAUCCUUUAAUUAACUACAGAAAUACCAAACAUUCUCAGUUAAAAAUGACCUGCUCUAAAAUCAUGCUAUCCUAGUGGAAAUGGCUUGGUUAUUUUUGAUAUAGCUCUGCUUUGUUUUAAAUGCAGAAAUUAAAGUUUAACAGCAGCAAGGAGAUUCCAGUUCUUUGCAUUACCCAUAUGGGCUCUCGUGUGUCUUGCUGAAUGAGCCGAGGGUGGCAUUCUCCACUGAUCCCUGAUACUGCAUACAUGUCCCAAUGCUCCACAAAGGGCAGUGAUCCCUUCAGUUGUUCUCUAUAGAGAUGUCAGCUUCACUUUAAAGAACACAGCUCAUUCUUAGCUUCUCUGUAGGCUGUAUUCUGUAGUUCUUGAUAUGCAAAUAAUUACCACGGGUUUUAAGAGUCUUACUCGCACCGAGUUAAGGUUUUUAGCCCUAUGGACCUACUUGUAUAAUUCCUCUUCUAAUUAUUAUUCUCUAUUUACUCCCAGUGUACACAUCACUAACACGUGACCAGCCAGACAUGAACAAAAACCUCACUUAAUGUUUUUGUCUUUGUGACCAAACCGGAGUUUCAAAUGUAAAAUGGAUGAAAACCUCUCACGAUGGGGCUCAAGACUCUUAAAAGGUUAAGAGAAUUUCCAAACAAAAAGCCCAGCAGUGAACUCUUCAGGUAUCAUACCUGGAAAUUUCAACAUUGCAGCUGUCCAUUACAGUUAUUACUGAUACAAGCCUCUUCUAGAUAUCACCAGCCAUCACACACUCCUUUCAGUAACUACAGUAUGACAAAUUUCAUCCUAGAAUAUCGUUUCCUAGUCUCCCAUGUGUGUCAGUUGCAAAUACAUAAAACUUCCAGUUAGCUUAAAAAUAAUCAUCAUAAAGCAAGUCAAAAGACAAUGUUUAGACCACUAUGCAUUGAAAACCCAGGUGGUAGCUUCAGUAUACUGAUGUUUUAACUGCCCAUAAGGCAAGUGACUUCUGCUGGCACAUUCAGUUAGAUUACAAGCCAAUUUUCUACUUAGCUUUGCCAUUUUUGGAUGCCAACUGUGUUUUCUUGAAUAAAAAAAACAGGAAGAAUCUUACAGUAGGAAAGAAAACAUCUUGGGUUUUCCUGUGCUCAAAGAGCAACUUCUAUUUCAAUUUCUCUAAUCUGGCUUUCUGGUCUCCUGAAUAGGGCCAGAAAGUUAGAGCUACUGAAACCCAAAAAUCUUAAAAGCAGAAGUGUAUUUAUCCAAUAGCAGGUCAUUUCCUGAAAUACCAGAACUGAAGUAUAAACAGACUAUAAACCAUACUCAACACUACCAAACCCCAUUGUAUUUCAGACACACAGAAGUCAUAAUCAGCUAAAAUAAUGACUGAAACACAGUGACUUUUAA
Molecule: messenger RNA, 4183 nt
Organism: Pezoporus occidentalis (night parrot)
Lineage: Eukaryota; Metazoa; Chordata; Aves; Psittaciformes; Psittacidae
Gene: HNF1A
Product: HNF1 homeobox A
Exons: 10
Coding region: 290-2185 (631 amino acids)
Biological process (GO): regulation of transcription by RNA polymerase II; liver development; positive regulation of DNA-templated transcription
Cellular component (GO): nucleus
Molecular function (GO): DNA-binding transcription factor activity, RNA polymerase II-specific; RNA polymerase II cis-regulatory region sequence-specific DNA binding
Source: RefSeq, a predicted model, not a curated record